Messenger RNA from Aspergillus melleus, 912 nucleotides. RefSeq lists its product as uncharacterized. Bases 1 to 912 code for a protein of 303 amino acids. NCBI's taxonomy places the organism in Eukaryota, Fungi, Ascomycota, Eurotiomycetes, Eurotiales, Aspergillaceae. The transcript is spliced from 2 exons. The record is from RefSeq and is a predicted model, not a curated record. Gene Ontology annotation, cellular component: mitochondrion.
AUGCUGGAACUCUCUAUCACAGUAUCUGCAAGCGGUGGGGGCGCGAGAGAUGAAAGCAAUCUAAUAUUUGAAUCCCCCAAGCAGACUGCCUUGUUCUGCGGUGCAAAGCUCUACCGACCCGAUCAAGAAAAGAAGCUUAGUGCUCUAGAAUGGUACCAACAGAUCGUCGACGCUCUGAUCCCAAAAGACCCUACUAUCACCAAACCGCACCUUUGGCACAAUGACUUACACGAUGACAAUAUCUACGUUGACCCACACGAUCCGGAAAGAAUCACGGGUAUCAUUGACUGGCAAUCGUGCCACGUCUCGCCGCUCUUCAACCAUAACCCUGACCCAGCCUUUCUCGACUGGGAUGGACUCGAGCCCGAGACACCCGAUCUAGCACCAAGACCGAACCUUUUCGGGCUUUUCCCAGAGGAAAGGGCCGCGGCUGUGCGCGAGUACUCUGUCCAGAACGUCUUCCUUGGAUGGCGGAAUCUCAUGAACGCUAAGAACCCCGAUCUCUAUCGAGUCGUCGAGUUCCGCAAGACGCCAGCAUACGGUUUGAUCUUUCUUGCGCACCGCAUGUUCGUAUACGGCGAGGCUCACUUUCGAUCACUCCUCGUCGAUCUAAAAGACACGUGGGCAGAUUUGCCCGCCGUCAAGCAUGAUGUCCCAUUCCCGUUCGACUUCUCGGAAGCUGACGUGGAGAACAUCAAGCUAGAUAGCGAUGGUGCGGUCGCUGGAACCGAGCUUGUCGCAGAGGUGAAAGAGGGAAUGGGCGAUCUGUGGCCCGAUAAAGGCUUUAUCGAGCCAGAGCGUUACGAUGAAUGCAAAGCUGCUCUGGACGAGGUCAAAGACCAGAUAUUAGAGCAAUUGGCUGAUACUGAUGAGGAAAGGGCUGAGUAUGAGCGUUAUUGGCCAUUUGAUUGA